Messenger RNA from Podarcis muralis (Common wall lizard), 3951 nucleotides. It is a transcript of the gene UBE3D, whose product is annotated as ubiquitin protein ligase E3D. Gene Ontology annotation, biological process: proteasome-mediated ubiquitin-dependent protein catabolic process; protein monoubiquitination; protein polyubiquitination. Gene Ontology annotation, molecular function: cyclin binding; ubiquitin conjugating enzyme binding; ubiquitin protein ligase activity. Lineage: Eukaryota; Metazoa; Chordata; Lepidosauria; Squamata; Lacertidae. The record is from RefSeq and is a predicted model, not a curated record. Gene Ontology annotation, cellular component: cytosol; nucleus; ubiquitin ligase complex.
CCUUCCCCACGUGGGUCCGCUCCCCGGGCAGGUCUGAAUUUCGCCGCGGAUGCAAUAUUUGGAUGUCCCCAGCCCAGGAUCUCAGUGGCACGCGCUGGCUUAAUGGACGAGGUCGCAGUGUUUUUGGAAAUUAGGCAGGGGACGCAGAGUGGGCUGCUGAUUAUCCGCCAACUAAAGCCAGAAAGCUGGCCCAUGGAUAUUACCUUGAUGCCGUCAUUGGUAGAGCUAAAAAAUGAUGAACACUGCAAGACCAUCAACCUUCCACCAGAGGUCAGGAUUGUUCCUUCUUCCUGUCGAGGACUGCAGUAUGUGCUUGGGGAUGGCUUACAUAUGAGACUGCUAGUUCAAGCAGGUUUCAAUAAUACAAAACUGGUACCAGCUCUGGGUGACAUCCUUAAAACCAAAAAGAAUUGUACCUUUUACUGCCAGUCUUGCCGCGAGAGCGUAAUAAACAACCGGACAUUUCUCAGAGUUCUUUCCCUUCCCGGUGAGAACUGGGGUGAUUUGGUGGAGGAAUGGUGUUGUCACCCCAACCCCUUCAACGACAGCGUGCUUCGGCCACAAAAUGGAGACUGUUUCCUUGGGCACAAUUAUUUCCUGAUUAGUUCAGGAAGUGAUCCAACUGGGCCAAGUUCAGAAAUCCCUCAUUCAGAAUCCCUGGGUACUCCUUCUAGAAGCAGUGGCUCUGUCCUGAAUUCAAAGGCAAAUAGAAGAGUAAUUUGCAGACGCUGCAAGACAUUGUUGGGAGAGGUUCACUCCUCAGGUGCCACAAAAUACUAUUUCACUGAACUGUUUGUUCAGCCAUCUGAAGAAGGUUUUGACAUGGUACCAAGGUCUCCCUUUAUACAAAGUGUUGUUGCCCAGUGCCUUGAAGAGCUUUCUUUUGCUAGAAGCACAUUUAGGUUCAGCAUACAAGGAACUGAUGGGACAACCUACAUCUUGAUGUGGCUACUAAAUUCUGACACACUUCUGGUGGAAUCUUCAGGAACACCGGCCUGCAGUAAUAUCUUUACAGUGUUUGAACAUGAUAUGUCGUCUGAUUUGAGGCCGUUAAAGAUUCAGAAGGCUAUCAAAGUCCUUUACCAUCCCUGUGUGAAAAGCAGAAAUAAGGACCUAGUUGAUUCAUGGGAAAGUGAUAUGGGAGUACAUUCUCUAACAUUUCCAUCAAAAACCUGCUUGGAAUUGCUGCUGAUACUGGCUCAGAGUAAUGCUUCGCUGCCACCUUCCCUUCGCUGGAUGAAUUCUUUCCAGGUUGCAUUUUUGAAGAUGUGAAGGAACCUGGUCUGAUCCUUUUGAAAAUAAAUUCCUGUCAAGAUAACCUUCAGCUACAAAGAACUGUGGAUCUAAGUUACCAAGUGGGGAUGUUUUUCCCCCUGAAAGUGAUUGUGAAGUUCCUAAGCCAAAGGGAAAAAGCAGUUAAUUGUAUAUUUAACUUGCUGUUUGUUGACUUUGGAGUUUUGAGAAGUUCAAAGAAUGUGAUGGAGGCAAGUUGGUCAAGCAGGGAGGCCAAUUUUUGCAAGGCUUGAGUUCAGAGAGCAGCUUAAUUUGGGAUGUCUGGAGUCUUUGAGAUCGCUUGUGAAGAACUACUAAUUCUCCAAGGAGAAGUCAAUUAUCUUCUGCAGCAACUGAAGCUUUAAAAAAAAAUAAAAAUAAAGGAACACACAGUGGCUGACUUGCCCUUCUAGGAAACAAAAUCUUCAGAGCUUUGUGAGCCCUUGACCUAAUGGAAUGUGAGUGGGAAAGGGAGUGACAGAGGGUGGGGGAAGAAGGUUUGCCUGCCCACUAUUUGUGGCUCAGAUUCUCCUCAAGGGAAUCUCACCCUCAGCAGAAAAAUGGUUUUCAAUCCCUGCUUUUAUGAUAAAAAAUUUUUUGGGUAAACCGUGAACCCUGAUUGCCAAGAAAAGCCUAAAAGUUUUUAGAUUUAACAGCAGAUUAUUCCAAGGUAACGUUGGUUAAGGGCUGGUCCCUGCAUGUAUUUACACCACUUGAUUUCUGAGAUUAAUGGUGAGCUGUCUACAUUUUAAAAAGCAUUGAGUCUGAGAUGAUAUUGAAGUGAUGGAGCCGGGACAGUGUGUCAUGUGCUGGAUCAAUAGCAAAUGUUCCGGGUGCUGGGUUGCAGAAAGCAUCAGUGGGACUUAGUUACUCACAGAAACAUACUUGCUUCAAAGAGAGGCUGACGUGCCACAGGGUUGCUGUGUGAUGUAUUGGAGACCACCGUAUUAAUAAGUCAGAGUGCCCAGACUACCUAAGGCCGCCCUUGUUUGCAAAUUUGAAUGGUUUUCUCCCUUUCAGCUAAAUGGAAACACAAGGCCAUGUCUGCAGAAAGGUUGCAGUGUAUUUUGUGCCUCGAAAGCGCAAGGUAUAAUGUAUUACAGAGCACUCCAGUGCACCUCCUGAAGGCAAGCAGACCCCACAGGAGCAGCACCGUAUCAGGGGUUGUGCUGCAUGGCUUCUCUGUCUCAGUUGCACAUGGGUCCAGCUGUAGUGUGGAAUGCAUGACUGAUUGCUCAUGAAAGCAGUGUGUAAUUGACCCGUGUAAAAGUUCCAGUGCACACAGACAGAUGCAAAUCAGUGUGCAUCCUUAUCAUCAACAAAGUUCCCAAGUAGUCAUUCUCAAUAAUUUCCUGCAAAUGUGCAAAGGACUACAGCAUACAUCACACUAUUAAGAUGGCAUUUUUCAUGUACAAAAUUGUGUCCUGACACUUGGCAGAGAAUUCCAUGGAAACUUUUUUUUUUAAGUUUUACUUUAUUUUAGCCCAGCACAAAGGUGAGUGUACACAGCAAUUCCAUUGCACGGCUUGUGCAGGCUGUUUUCUCAGAUUACCAGACUUGCCCUUUAAUAGACUUUGAUUUAUGUGGUCCUAAUAAGAGCAGAGCAGGCAAAGGCCUUUAUUUGAGCAUUGAAAAGAAAGCAGAUAUGGGACAAUUUACAGCUUGCGCUUAGCUGCAAAAAAGGUAUUUUGCCAAAUGACUGAGGAAAUAUAUUUCAGGCUGAUGAAAAGCCACUAAAUCUGGAGAGCUUUAAAAAAUAAAUGGCAUUUUAAAGGGGAAACUUGAGCUGCUGCUGUAGCUCAUCCUUACUAAUUAUUAAAAUCCUAUUUUGAAGCUGUGAUUUACAAACAUAGUUUGACUGUUGUGAGUUCUCUUCAGUUUGUGAAGAAAAAAAUGUCAAUUCCCAUCCUGCAAAUGGAUAUGUAGAAGACCUGGAUUUUUUGCAGCCCUCUGCUUACUCUGCCAAAGAAGUAAUGGGGAAUCUAAUUUGUCAUCACUCAUGAAGCAAGAGGACGUCUCAAAAUGAUGCUCAAUGUAAAAAUAAAUUUGCCAUUUUUCUUGAAAGAAACAAAUGAUUGACCAUUGUCAGAAAUUCUUUAGAUCUCCCACAAGAUCUCUCAAAAGUAAUGAGAAGCUUGUUUGCAAAGAUAAUAAUUAGGAUGGAAUUUCACCUGCUAAACGUUUUUGUAUGGGCAAUAUACAACAACAGGCAGUUUAAACCUUAUAAGAGAGGUGCCAUAAUUUGGGGAAAGGAAAUCUGAAGGGAGAAAAAUCAGGAUUUGAUCCAGAAUCAGCACCUUACAUUACAUUAUUACAGUGAUGGGAGAAACCAUAAUUACUUAACUCUGCUUUGGCAUCUUGGUAAUGGUUACCUGUUUGUGGAAUGCCUUCCCUGGUGACAUGUGUAUGUCUUCAUUAACUUUCAAGAAAAACUUAAAAACAUUUCUAUUCACUCAGGCAUUUAGUGGCUAAAAGAUACUGUUCCUGGAAACCUUGAAAUUAUUAGCUAUGAGGGUGUGUUUUAAAAUGUUUAGAUAGUUUUUAAAUAAUUGUAUUUAAAUAACAUUCUUACCUUAUUUUUAAUAGCACAGUUUUACUGCUUUGUAUCUGCUGCCCUUGGCUCCUUUGGGAGAAGGGAUGGGAUGGAAAUUUAAUAAAUAAAUAAAACUCUUCUCCUUC